This is a messenger RNA of Diatraea saccharalis (sugarcane borer), 1312 nucleotides long. Lineage: Eukaryota; Metazoa; Arthropoda; Insecta; Lepidoptera; Crambidae. The record is from the annotation of a GenBank genome assembly.
CAAACCAAAGAGUAGUAUACAAAUUAUGUAGGCGGGUUUAUUUAUAUGUAAAAAUUUAUUUAUUUACUUGACAUUGGCGGAAUUGUGCGAAAUGCGCAGAUAAGCCAUUAAUUAAAAAGAAGAAGAGUGAAAUGUGAAAUACCCGUUUUUUCUGCUUUACUGUUUGUUUUAGUGAAGAAACGACAACGCCAUUUGGCAGGAUUGUGGUUAACACAAAAUAGUCAUUAAAAUAGAAGAAGAAGAAGACAACGCCAUUAUUAAUUAAAACGUAGAAGAAGACUUCAAUUUAUUUCUGUUGUGGUUAGACUUCUUUGAUUCAACAUUUGAAUUAAAUCUAUUUAUCAUAGGUAGUGCGAUAACACAGCCAAUCUUGAUAUAUGUUAGAUCCAUUCUGUAAUAGUAAUUAAAUAUUAUUUUUAAACAUAGUUGUGACAUCUAACUUUGGGCCAUGAGAUAGUUAUUGUGAUAUUAUUCUAUAAUGGAAGAACAACAAAAAGUUCUGAACUAUUUGGUGUCAGUCGAGAAAUUAGCAGAAGAGAUUUUAUCCGAUAAAAGGGAAAUAAUUAUGUUAGAUAAGAGAAGAAAUGAAAAUAGAGAAGCACUCAGAGAGCUUACCAAAUCACAGCAAGUAAAGAAUUGGAUAACUGUAGGAUCUGUUCUAAUAAAACAUAAUUUAGAAGCAACAAAAUCUAUGCUAGAGGCGGAUCAGACUCAGUUGAGUAUAGACAUAAAUAAUCUUCGAUCUAACCUUAAAGUCAAAGUCAAUGAUUUGAGAGAUUUGGAAAUGCAACCACCUGUACCAGGAUUAAUGUUAGUACCUAUGACACAAAAGGAGAGAGAAGGAUUAGCAAAAGCAGGCUUAUUUAAUUAGAAAAUGGAUCCAUAUUUCUAAUGAACAAAUUACAAUGUACCUUCUGAGCAGGACAUGAAUAAAUAUAAUUUUUCUUAUAUAGAAUUUUGUACAUAUAAAAUAUGUUUAUAUGUAAUUUUCCCCCUAUUACAUUUGAGGACUUUGGGCUUCCUGCAGGAGCUGGGGUUGCAGUACUGAUGCAACCCAGUUAUUCACACUAAAUAGGCAGAGUAGUAUAGAGUUGUAGAACACCACUAAGCCCACAGUAUAACAUAACAUUGGAAAUCAGUCUUCUUAUUAUUAAAGUAGUUGUUCAAAAUAUGUAUUAUAUAUUUAAGCCCAUGGGCAGAGAUGGGGAAUAUAUUUGAGUUUUUUCUUUUAAUACAAAUUAAAAUAGAAAAAUAUAUAUAAUUUAUACUUCUUAGGCUUUAGUAUCAUGUUAACUGUCAGCACUGACAGGCC